This is a messenger RNA of Pelobates fuscus (common spadefoot toad), 2340 nucleotides long. RefSeq lists its product as uncharacterized. The coding region runs from base 261 to 1241 and encodes 326 amino acids. The transcript is spliced from 5 exons. The record is from RefSeq and is a predicted model, not a curated record. Lineage: Eukaryota; Metazoa; Chordata; Amphibia; Anura; Pelobatidae.
CUGGCUCUGAGUCCGGUCUCGGGCUGGGAGACUAUAACAUCAGAGCAGCCGGCGGGGCAGGAGUGACGUCACGCAGGAGGAGGGCAGUGACGUCACGUACCCGCAGGUGACGUCAUACCGUGACGUCAGAUUGGAUCCAGAUCUGAUUAAAGAACCAAUCAGGAGAGAAGGCGGCGUGACGUCAUAUCUCAGUAACAGCCGUGACGUCAGCCCCCCACCCCCCCCAGUGACACACGUGGCAUCGCCCGGCUGCAGCCACAAUGGGAAUCCUCCUCCUCCUCAGCCUCCUAGUGGGAGCCCUGCCCCCAGGAGUACCUCUGGAAUCUCUGAGCACCCCAACCCCGGAGCUGUUUACUGAGAACCCCCUGGUUACUGGUGUUACGGACCGCUCUGCACAAAGAGUAAAGGCAGAGGUGGAGAACUGGGCCUGGAGUUCCAGCCAACCAGAAAGCACGAAUGCCAGUCCGGUACGAUCUGUGAAUGAAAGUGAAGGAGUAACAGAACAAAGCAUAUCGGUAGCCGAUACAUUGACUACAGGCAGUAUGGCAACGGAACCCGACAAUCCUGCAGUGAGUACCGGAGCUCCUGAGGAGGUUAUCACCGGGCUUGUGAAGACCACAUCCAAUCCCACUCAGACAUUCCCCAAUCAAAACAACAUGGAAAGGGAGGUAACCAGUUCUUUCAACUCCCAGCCCACAUCCACAGCGACACCGACCACCACUCCAACAGCCACCACCAGAGCCGAGGAGACAGCAGAGACCGUGAAAAGCCACACUGAGAUGCCUCUCACCACUCCCGAGCCACCAACAGAACAAUCACAGUCUAGCAGUGACACAUCCACAGUUAUCACGCAGGGUACAGUGACGACAGCCACACAAAUGGCCGCCAUCACCACGAACGUGUUCAUAACCUCCAGGGCAACCACAGCAAGUCCCACCAGUCCUGCCACCCAGGGCACCAGGGCUGCCCACACAACACGAUCAGAGGUUGAGGAGCAUCCGUCUGUACUGAAUGUGGGAGAUGAUGAUAGAGAUCUGCCAGGUUUCUACUCCAAAAGUAAUUCCAACCCGCUCUUUGUGAUGAUCGUGUCUGUAUUUACCAUAAUGGUCGUCAUGGUUGUUGUCAUUGUGGGGUUUCACCGUUACCGGCGGAGGAACAGCCGAACCGAAUUUAGAAGACUACAAGACCUCCCGAUGGAUGAUAUGAUGGAGGAUACACCGCUGUCUCUGUACAGUUACUAAGACGGAGGUUGGACGGGAGCAGGGAGCGUUAUUUUGCACAAGACUAAAAAAAGUUACAAACUAAAAAUACAAAACCCUUUUAUUGUGCCCCCAGAGACAACAUGCGGGAAGAGAGAGUUUUUUUUGGACGCUCCUCUCUCCCCGCCCUUGUCCCCACUGUGCCUUCGGUCUCUGCAGUUUGGACUGAGUUCUCGCAGAUGCCUUGCGAGAGGUUUCCUUGAAACUAAUUCUGCUGACACGACUGAGGCAAUUACAAUCCAUGGUGGGCCGUAAACGUACGACACCAGGCCUCCUAAUACAUAAAAGGUCCACUUAGCAACAGUGCCCCCUACAGUAAAUGUAUGUUGAUAGCAAUGCACCCCAUUAACCCUUUAGUUCUAGAGUGACAUUGUGUUCUUGUUUCACGUUUCCCAAAAGCAUUUUGCCAUUAACACUGUUGCUUUGAAGAGACACUGAAAUCCAAAGUAUCUGUGGGAGGAGGAGAACAUCACAUCACAUCACGUCAUAACCAACAGCACUGGCCAGAGGCCCCAGGCCAUUCCACGCCUCUGCAAGGAAUACAGAAAUCACAGAAAAUGAGCAAAUAUCGCAGGUUUAUCUGAAUAAUCAUCACAUUUUGUCUGGUACUGCAUUUAUACCAGAGAGUAAAACACAGCAGCCGGGUCGAGGCCGAAGCACCCAAGACUAGGACACGGACAUCUUUUCCCACUAAUACUCCAGUCAUGUUUUGGACACAAUGUAUGUUUCGUUCACAGAGCAGUGACUUGUCCUUUGAGCCUAUUUUUUGUGCACAGAAAAUACAUUAGGAAAUGGUGCUGCCAUUAACCCUUCCACGGCGAAGUACAAUAGUAAUCUGUCAGUCCUUCAGCCAGGAAAGGGUUAAUGGUAAUGCACGGUGUUACUAGGUCUUAGUGAUGUGAAGAGUGUGUUGUGUUAGGUUUAGAAUUGCUAGUCUAUAUAGUGCAGAUCUUUAAGAGAUGUUAUUGGUUUUGGCUAUUUUAGCCGUGGGCAUGUCACCAGUUACGUAUCGUCCACUUUAACCCACUAACACAGCACCGUCUAGGGAUAACCUACCUCUGAUACUGCAGCCUCUAUGGAC